GUUCUAUUGCCUGCGAUUCGGGGAUCACCACCCCUUGACAAAGUUGACAUUUGGUGCUUUCAAGAGGUCGUCGUUCCCGAAGGGAUCAAGUACGACUCCUCCCAGCACUGGAGACUGGUGGCUGGCAAAACAGAUAAGGACUGGCGAGGUACAGCAGUGGCCUUCCGCAAAGAGUUGGGGACCCACACCCCUAACACCGUGACCCGAGCAGGAGUGAGUACGUGCAUCGUUGGCGAGGGAAAGGCAGUCUGCGGGGUCAUCUCGUACCACCUCCCGCACCAUGCCACUGUGGACCAGGUCGGGGUCCAGCUCGCAGCGCUCGCCCGGCACCCCGCCAUCCAGGAAAGGCGCGUCUGUAUGGGAGCAGACGCCAACGAGUCGUUCACUACCAGAGCCGGGGGCAACACAGCCGUGGCCCACACAGCACGCGGGGACUUGUUCCUAGCCUGGCUUCUGGAGCACCAACUCCGGCUCCCGCCGCAGAGACUUGAGGAACCAAGCCAUUUUCCAUACAAUACCGAGCUCCGGCCGCGCCGCUUGGACUACGUGAUGAUCAAAGGCACCCAUUCCACUACAGUGCACAUCAGCGACUACAGGGACAUCCCGGCCUCGGAUCACGAGGCGAUCGUCCUUUGGACCACCGGCCUCCCGCUGGGGGGCAACCAAGAAGUCCAUGCCAUUCUGCAACCGCAUGGCGAUGUCUACGCUGGACUCAAGGAGGCGGCCUUUGCGGUCACCAUGCCGAGACCGGGGGAACGGUUCAAGGAAAGCGGGGAACCUCAAAAAGCUCCGAGUCGCAGCCCAAUGCGCUCCCGCGGGGACACCCGUCGUCGACUCUGGAAACAAGUCCACAGCAGCCGCAAGAAGGAGCACAAAGCGUGGGCCCAGGACCUUGCAAGGCGAGCGGGAGAACGAUCGUGGUACGCGUACCGGGAGGUCAAGAAUCAGGCGCGCGGGGACAAGCAGUGGGAGGAAGCCCUCACGGACAAGGACGACUGGAGAGAACAACUGGCCAAACACUUUCAAGCCAUUUUCGCCAAGGAGGCCACCGGGGAGGAUCGCAUCAGCCACGAAGCGGUCCGCUACAUCUCUCUCACCAGGCGGGGGCUGGCGAGGCUACUCUGGUUCUUCAACGACGUGCUGUACAAGGGACCUUCCCCCCGGGGCUCCUCCUUCCAAAGACGCGAGCGCCAGACGACUUCGCUGACGAUCACGGCACAGCUCUUACUUCGACGGGGCCUGCCCCUGCUGCGACCAAUUGGGGCCCUCCAAUUUUGCAAAGCUGGCAGCCAGUCUGUUGAACUCAUCCUGGCCCUGCACCCCCUGGCCCAGCACUCGCACGAAUGGCAGGAAAAAUUCUGGAUUAUCAAGCUAGACGUGCGUAAAGCCUUCGACUCCAUCAGCCAAGUCUAUCUCGGGGACCUCAUUGCCAACAAGCUCGGGGACUCGCUCCCGUGGGAGUCACGCACGUGGCUGCAGCUGAUCGGCGCAAGAGGAUUCAAGGUGGUACUCGGGGACGCCACCGUACCGAUCUCCCAGACGAACGGAGUGCGCCAGGGAUCACCGGACUCCCCCUCGCUGUUUUCGGCGGGGAUCGGAGAAGCCAUCGACCAGGUAGUGGAGGACCUCCGGGGAGAACCCCGCCAGGGCCCUGACCCCAAGUUACCCCCAGCGCCGCACGGGAUCGGGGCAUUCAUGGACGAUACCUACAUUUGGGGGUCGUGCCACAGCUGGAUUCAGAAGUGCCUGGACGCGACCCAGGCCCGGCUCCGGCAAAGGGGGCUCGAAAUUAACCCCAAGAAGACGAUGGUGAUGUGCAGCCGCAGCGCCGCUGAAGGCUUUGUGAUCGGGGACCGGACAGUACCCGCGGACCCCCCUGAGUCCAUCAUGCCAGUGCUCGGUUCCCCGCUGACCUUCAUCAAUCAACCGGGGGCACUGGUCUGCGAGAUGCAGCACAGAGCACGUCGGGGCUACCACGCAAAUAAAAAGAUCCUUACGUGCAAAGAAGCGCGGCUUGACGAUAGGCUCCGAUCCUCUAUCACCUUGAUACGGAGCGCGGCACUGUGGGCCUGCGAGACCUGGCCAAUAUCUGAUUACAUCCUCAAAGCUGCGAACAGCAUACAAUACCAUUAUAUCAGAGAAAUCAUUGGCCGCAAACGGGGGCCCCAUGAGGAAUGGCUCUCAUGGCAUCAAAGAACGCUGAGAGAAGCCCGCAUGGAAGUUUACCGAAAGAAAUGCUGCGGGGGCCGCUGGAGCUCGUUCAUCUUGAGGGUGAGAUGGCAACUGCUGGGGCACGUCGCCCGCCACCCGAGCCCCACGAGGGAUAUCCUCGAAUGGCGCAACCAGCGCUGGUGGAACGCGCAACAGCGCUUGCAUCCAACCGUCGGGGCAAGGCACCCGCAUCAGUUCCAUUCCCAGCUGGAUGAUGAACGCAAAGUCAUCAAGACAGCGGGGACCGACUGGAUGCAGCAAGCCCAAGACAGGGAGCACUGGCAACGCCUGCUGGAUACGUUCUUGGAGCAGCAAGAUGUUGAGUGGGCUACAGGCAAGCAAGCCAAGCUCCAGAAUAUCAGGCAAGCCAAGCCACCGGCUGCCAAACGGAAAGCACGAGCCCCGCGGGGACAAUUUCCAUCGGCAGCGUUGUUGGCGAUUACCGGGGGAAUGUGCCCGUAA
Molecule: messenger RNA, 2673 nt
Organism: Symbiodinium sp. CCMP2592
Lineage: Eukaryota; Dinophyceae; Suessiales; Symbiodiniaceae
Source: the annotation of a GenBank genome assembly